UUUUGUGUUGCAGCAGCCAUAUGUCCCCCUCCAUGUCUUCUGUUUUCAAACACUACGGAUAUCAUCGCCGUCGACUACAAAACGUCUGCAGUACAUUCUGUGGUCAGUGGAUUAACAAGAGCUGUGGCACUUGAUGUUCAUUUUAGCAUGGGAUAUAUAUUUUGGAGUGAUGUGUCUGAGCGCAACAUUAAACGUUCUGGUAUUGACGGGUCCAGUAUCACGACAAUUAUCACCAAUUUUGGUGUAUGCGAUGGAUUGGCAGUUGAAUGGUCAGCAUCAGAAUUGUACUGGACUGAUACUACUCACGAUACGAUAUCAAAAUCUGACCUAUCGGGUAAUAACCAGCAAACAGUGCUAUCCUUGGGACUUAUCGAACCUAGAGAUAUCGCUUUAGAUCCUGAUAAGGGGUGAGUGACCGCAUAGUUUUAUUUUAUUUCAUUUUAGGUAUUUUCUCGCGUGUGUCCUUUGUUUAUCAAGAUUCGAAAUAGCCUUCGAACGGGUCGCUAGUGGAAAGGGGCGAAAAACAAAAUCGGCGAGCGAAGCGAGCCGAGCGUGGCCUAGGAGAGCCUAAAAAACUCCCACCGCCGCAUAGCCGCCGCAUAGGCGAAUAAAAGCCUCUUCUUCUCCUCCAGGCCACGCUCGGCUCGCUUCGCUCGCCGAUUUUCCUUUUUCGCCCCUCUCCACAUAUUAGCCUGUUGUAGGCUAGUCUCGAAUUUAUUACCACUUUAAAAUAAAGGGUUUUAACCUGAAAUAAAUUGCAAAAUUUUAGUGACGUUUUUAAAACUGAUUGACAAUAUUAACAAUGAAAAGAAAAGAACAAAGACAAAUACUUUUAGAUGCCUUUUUUCUGUCUUUAUAACAUGCAGUAUUACGUAACAUUUUUAUGACAUAGAAGCCGAAUACUUUUUUAUUUAUUGACAGGCUGAUGAUUUGGACAGACUGGGGUUCCAGCCCCAAAAUCGAAAAAGCAUCCUUAACAGGAAAUCAGAGAGUUGCUAUAGUAACGUCAAACAUCCAGUGGCCGAAUGGGAUCGAGCUUGACAGAUGGAAUAAUCGUAUUUAUUGGGUAGAUGGAGCCGUUGAUCAAUUGGAAUCCGUCGAUUAUGAUGGCAAUGACAGAAAACUACUUGCGACUGCAACAAAUUUUCAUGGUUUUGGAGUAGCCAUUAUUCCUCCUUUUCUCUUUUUCACUGACUGGGCUUCAAACGGUCAGAUUCACCAAGUUGACGCGGAGACCGGGUAUUUUGUUGUCAGCGGUGUCCGCUUCACUGGUAGGCCCAUGGGCAUUGUGGCUUACGACAGUUCCAGGCAACCUCCAGGUAUGCCGUAAAAUAGUGGUAUAGGGCGCACUAGUACUGCAAUUUUUUUUGCCGAGUAAUCUCAUUAUUACUUUGCAGAGUAACACGUUUACGUCGAUGAUUUCUUAGUCUUUUACCUUUAUCUCAUGAAUAAAAUGCAGUGGAAUCUCACUAAGAUAACUUUACGUUGACGUGCUUUUUUCAGGUGGUUUAACCGGUUCGACGGGUUGUUUAGUCACUUUUAGGUCAAUGAAUGUAUGAUGAUGAUGAAUGUUGGUUUUCAUGUUUUUGUUUUAAAGUUUCCAGUUCUUGCGCAACAAACAACGGCGGCUGCAGUCAUUUUUGCGUGGUGAAGACUUCUGGCGGCCACGAGUGUGUCUGUCCAGUUGGUUUGUCAUUGAAGGCAGAUGGAAAAACAUGCAACAAGAGUAAGACAGCUGCUUUGACUACAGAGGAAAUACAUUCUGUAUUCUCUCCUUUCUAUAUUCAUGCUAAAUACUUGAGCAACACCCCUCAGUCUCUUUAAGGUAAAUAUUUUCCCCAGAGAGAAAAAAGUAGAUUUAAAAUACAGUCGACGGAACCUUUAUGUGCAGCCAGCCCUCCGAAGAGAUCACCUCCAUGAUCAGCGACCAGCUAUCCUAACCUCCAAAACGUUUCUCAGCCAGAGCCCUCUAAUCAUUGGCUCGAUAACCUUUAAUUACAAAAUAGUGUCACGGAACCCCUAUAGAAACAUUGGGAUAACAUAACAUGACCUAGUCUGCUACACAGCCGUUUUCAAUGUCGUCACGCAACUCUCCUCCCCACUAGUGGGGAGGAACGUUGCGUGACGACACUAGAAACGGCUGUGUAGACUAAAUAUGACCUUGCCCAAUCUAUUACCUUUUUCUGGCAUAAAUCGUCAUGUUUUACUGUACAAAUAAGUCAUUUUAAGUGUGUUACACUUUGCAGAAAUGGACAAGUUCCUUGUUUUUACGGACGCCGAUGCUAAGUCUACUAAUAUUAUUUCGUUGGAUGUGAACUAUUUUGUUGCGCGACGUUUGUUCUUCCAUCACGGCAAUCAACGCCCGAUUGCUGUGGACUACGACCCUGUUGAGGACAGUGUAUACUGGACUGAUGUUGCACAAGGUCUAAUUAUCAGUGCUAUCUCUAAUGCGACUUCACUGAGGAUCCCUUUUCGCUGCAAUGUAAAGGUACCAGAUGGCCUGGCCAUUGACCACGUGGGGCAAAAUAUUUACUGGGCAGACGCAGGAACAAAUCGUAUUGAAGUUGCUCGGCUGGAUGGAACAAGCAGGAAAUUGUUGAUCAAAGAUGGACUUGAUGAACCCAGGGCAAUUGUACUUGAUGAAAGAAAUGGGUGAGUUAUAAAUCGAAAGGAAGUAUCGCGAUAUAGCCGAUCUUCCUCGCAGCCGUUUUUGUCUCGUCAAACAACGCUUUUCAAUACAGAUCUUAAUAGGGCUAUGUCACGAGGGGAGGAGCGUUGCGUAGGAAGUAAGUAUACGGCUUCCUUUAAGUUAAAGCCAAAUCAUCUUAGGUACACGAGAUGUCAAAGUUAGCGUUAUCAAAACAAUAAAGUUUAACUUUUUUUUCCGUAGAACUAAAAUUUGAUAUUGCUAAUUUGUGUUUUUUUUUCUGAUAAAGAACGAUGUAUUGGUCCGACUGGGGAUCCAAUCCAAUGAUUGAACAAGCAGCCAUGGACGGCUCAUCGAGACGAACCAUUGUAACAGGAAACCUUGGUUGGCCGAAUGGAUUAACUAUUGAUCAAACUACAAACCUUCUGUACUGGGCGGAUGCUAAACUGGACAAAAUAGAGGUUUCUAACCUUAACGGUGAUAACAAAAGAGUUAUUAUGCUAUCUACUGCAGAUAUUCACCCGUUUGGUUUGACGGUGUAUAAGAGCAUUUUGUACUGGACUGACUGGAACAAUAAAAGCAUUUCGCGGUACGAUUUAAACAAUGGGAACACGGAAUUGAUUAUUCAAGGUCUCCAAAAGCCAAUGGAUAUUCACCUGUACGAUUCGUCUCGGGUGUUUUCAGGUAAAUCAUUUUACUUAAUAAAACCCGUCACUAGCAACCACGGAGCUUUAGCAGCGACGACGGCAACGGCAGCGAAAACGUCAGUUUUAAAAUGAAUUCCCGUUUUUUCAAUCUUUGUGGCGUUUAUUCCAAUUUGCUGAAAAUGACAAUGUAGGCGAAUUUCUCUGGAGUUGAUUUCUUGAGGACCGCCCUCAAGCUUAGAGAGAGAAAUAGAGAUUCGUCGUCGCUUGUUUACGUCCUCCAUAAAACUUGCAAUUAGGCAUUUUCACGUCGUAGUCGUGCAAGGACGGUAAAGAAAUGUACAAAAAAGCGUGAUAAGUUGUUGUUCUGCUAAUAUAAGCCUAUUGCGUUUUUGACGUCCUCGUUGCUAAAGCUCCCUACUAUUAUAAUGAAACGGCACCUCAUACUAUUUUAAACGGUGUUUACAACUUUUUUUCAAUUAAAUAUGGUGGUACUUUAUAAAAAGAUAAAUUCGAACUUUUUUUUAUAUCUAGUCUGAAUUCUGGUGGCACCUAAUUAACUCUAACUUUAUUAGGGUCCCAUCCGUGCACAAUUAACAAUGGAAACUGCAGUGACUUGUGCUUGCUUACGCCUCAAGGAGGUCACCAGUGCGCAUGUCCAACAGGAGUAGUCCUCAAACCUGAUGGGAAAAACUGUAAUUAUGGUAAGAGCAUAUGAUUGGUUUUGGUAGUGCGCUUGUAGCACAUGUUUCCUUAACUGCUUUUUGUUCUGCAAAAUGUAGGAAAGAAAUAGUCAUGGAUAUGCUGAAAAUUUCAGGAUACUAAUUCUCCUGUGAUUGUCCGACCUUCACUUCUUUUUUUCAGAUUUAUUUAGGAACCUAAGCUCCGACAAGUUCAUGCUUUUUGCUGAAGCAAAUAGCGGGGAAAUUUACAAAGUUCCUUUGGCUGUACCAGACACUCCUUGCUUUCCUCUAGGGAUCAAAACCAACAUAUCCAGACCAGUUGCAGUUGAUUAUGACCCUAUUGAAGGCAAGGUUUACUGGACUGACGUGGUAUUGAAGCAGAUUGUUAGAUCUUAUCCCAAUGGUUCGGAUCUUGAAGUAAUAGCGGAGAGUAAUGUGGAAAAUCCUGAUGGAAUAGCAGUUGACUGGAUUGGGCGGAAUGUUUAUUGGACUGAUGAUCAAACUAGUAAGAUUGAAGUGUCACGAUUGGACGGAUCAUACAGAUUUAGCCUCUUUACAUCUGGCUUGGAAAAUCCUAGAGCUGUGAUACUGGACAUCGAUGCAAGGUAAUAAAGAUCAAAUAAUGAGGAAUACAACUUAAAAGGUAUAUUUGAGUCAAUGGAAACAUGAUAAAAAGAUGUUCCGGUUUUGUGAGGAAGCACUUGAAACUUGUUUGAAACACCUGCACUGUCUGUUUUGUCCCCUUGUCUUGAAAAAUCACUAAAAAAAGUGGGCUUUGCUAUUUAUCCGAAAAUCCAUUUGACUUGAGCUCCUACAGGCCUCAUAAAAUAGCAAAGGCUGUGCUUGCAAGUGAAAGUCAUGAUUUUAACAAACUUAUAACAAAUUUUCACAGCAUGCAGUGCCCAGUCAGUUUAAUAUUGACGGAUCGUACAGAACAAGCCAAAUAACAGAAAUAGACGUUGACAAACCUAGGGCUGUGAUAUUAGACAUCGAUGACAAGUAAUCUAGUUAAUUUUGAUCGAAGUGGUGGAUAAAUAUUGUUCUAGGCACCCUACAAUAUUCUCUACUCUAAAAUCCGUAACUAAUGGCCGCAGAAAUCAAUAUAAAAGAAAAACCUGUUUCUCAAUGUCGUUUUAAGACAGGUUCGCUUUAUUCUUUAUCUCUCUUUUGAUCUCUCUUUUCUGUCUGGAUUUUUAUUAUAGAAAGAUGUACUGGAGCGAUUGGGGAUCCUCACCAAAGAUCGAACAAGCGAACAUGGAUGGCACAGCUAGAACCGUUCUGGUUAGUUCUGGUUUGUCUUGGGUGAACUCCCUCGCUUUGGAUUUCAAAAAUAGGCUGCUGUACUGGUGUGAUGCUCAACUCGACAGAAUCGAAAGAGUGGACCUUCAAGGAAAUAACCGGGUGCUGAUACUGGAUUUGUCAUCCAAUAACGAUAGUUAUCACCCUUUCGGACUCGCCUUAUAUGAGGACCUGCUUUUCUGGACAGACUGGACUACAAAAAGUGUUCAUAGAUAUAAUAUGACGUCUUCCCUCUCCGAUGUCUUGGUUCUUGGAAUGGGAACACCUAUGGAAAUCCACUUCUAUGACUAUAGUAUCAUAACUUCGGGUGGGUGUUCCUUAGAAAUUUUGCUGUUGUGAAUUCAUUCAUUUUUUUUUAAUUUAUAAAUUUUUAUUUGAAAAUUUCAUUUAAAAAGGAGAAAACAAAUAAACAAACAAACAAACACAUGCCAUUUCUAAUAAUUCAGUUAACUCGAUGAAGUUAGCACUUGUUUGAUAAAGCUAGCUGCUUUACCGUAAUGAAAAACCUGUCAAUGUAAAAGACAAAAACUCGCUUCAAAGAUUUCGCGAUAUUCAUAGCUAUAUAUUCUUUAUUUCCCAGGGAAGAAUUUUCCUUUUCAUUUUUCAUUUUCAUUUUCCUUUCCCAAAAAGUUGACAUUUUUUCGCUGUUGUCCAAGUUUGACCAAGCCUUCUCUUCACUGUAAAAAAUUCAAGCCGGUUCAAUGGCCACUAUUUUUUUUACCCUGAAUACACGCCCGUCUACAUGUUGCCCACACAGGAACUACCAGCUGUUCUCAUUUAAAUGGAGGAUGCAGCCACAUUUGCCUGCCAAACCCGAACGGUCAUCAGUGUUUCUGCCCGGAAGGAGUGCAUUUGAUACCUGGUGACUCAUCGACCUGUCAAGGAGGUAGGAAUUAUGAUCUCGAAAAAGACUUGUGUUUUUUAGGUUUUCUUAUUUAUCUAAUUCUUUUUUUUUUACGCAAUCUUAAAACACUGUGAUAGACUUAAUUAACAUGCAGUUUGUCUUGAGUGCAUGGGCUAUGUUCAUUUAAUUCUACCACGGUGGAAUUAUAUUGAAAGUGUCGUUAUCUCUAAUCUCGGUUCUCUAGUUUCAUGUGAGUGCUUUUAUAGUAAUAACAUGACUGUAAGCUUUUUAGUUGCUGACAAUUCUGUAACAUUGGGAGUUGAGAAUCGAGGAAAAAAAAAAACAACAAAAUAUUGUUCUGUCCGCUACAUUCGCCCUCUGAGUAAAUUCGUGGAUAUUGAAACAGUCCUUCCCGGCAAAAAGGUUGAGUACGCGUUUCCGGGGACCCUGGUACUGAAAAUGGCAGUCUAGAUAGGCCAUUUCCGAGUUCCAAAGACUCUCACUUCUAAAUCGAGGCUAAAUGCAAAACCUUUCUUGUAAAAAUGAGUUUCAUUUGUAUGAGAAUAAAAACUCAGUUUCAUAUCAAUGGGUUCGCACCUGGCCUCGCUUUGAAACAGAGGCUUGACCCAACUGGGAAUAUGACCUAUUGUUUGCACUCUUUAACAAUUAUUCCUCGAGUCAAUAGCCGAUGAGGCCGAAGGCCGAAUGGGCUAUUGACUCAGAGGUCAUGUGGGCGAGAGGAAUAAUUGUUUUUGUAAAUUCUAACUACUUGGUCAAAAAUAUCGAGAAUAAAAAAAUUUUACCUAGUUAAAAGCUAGACUUUUAGGUCAGACUUUAAUACUUUUUUGCCGCCAAAAAGCCCGCACUUUUCGCUACUAGGGGGCUAUAACAUAUAGCCUAGUAGUAGCUUAACUAAUCAGAACGCAGCAUUUAUAAUAGACCACUAGCUGGAUUUCACUAAUAUCAGAUAUUUACUCCGCUUUUCCUUGAAAGCAUGCUUGAAUAUUGUUAGUCUGGAUAUUACAAGGAAGGCAGUGUUUCAACCUCUGACGCGUUGAGACGUACAUCCAGUACUCAGAAAGGAGGCCCGUCGAUCACAGGUGAUGAACAAUGAGAAGGGUCUUUUGAGUUGGAAUUUAACAAAGGGUUUUCCUUUCUUCAUUAAAUAGUGAACCGCUGUCCCCAACUGUUUGCACCUGUGCAUGGUAGUUUGCUGCCUUGUUCCAAUUUACCGGGGCAAUCCUGUGUAUUCUCAUGUGACCAGGGAUAUUUGCUGAGCGGUGUAAGCACCAGGACUUGCCAAGGCGAUGGUAGUUGGACUGGAGUAGAAACGCACUGCACUGGUAAGUCGAGGUAACAUAAUUUACAGAGUAGAAGGUUAGGAGCCAUUCAAGAAGCAGUAAAAUUGAAACAAGCGAUGGCUAUGAGCUUAACACUUUGCAAUACAUUCAACAACAUCUACGUUAAUUGCGUAACAAUGAUCGAAGUGAAAAAAUGAUAUAAAAGCGUCUUUACAGAGAUUUCUGAAUUCUGCAAAAUGGGUAGAAAAAAUAUGUGUUAACCCGAUAGAUAGCCCGCAUAACUGGCAGCGGUUUCCAUUUCCUCUUAGGCUAAAGAAAGAAGUGCUGGAAAGGCCCAAGGGGAUGGGGUAAAAUGAAACAAUAAAAAAAUUAGAAAAGGCGAGGGAGGCGGAGGGCACCUAAUCUUUGUACUGCUUUUUACGCCAUGCUAUCAAGUGUCUCCCACGUUUCUCUAGCUUGGUUAAGAGCAAAUAGAAAUGACUGUGUGGCUGUGAAGGGUUUUCAAGCAGUUUAAUCUGGGAUAGAGUAUAUAAACCAGAAAGUUUGGGUCUAGAAUAGGGCAUCAUUUUGCCAGGAAACAGUUUAAUUGGUUGAAGUUUUUAGUCUAGACUAGGAAAACCGGGAAUUUCCAUCAAAAAUAUAAAAAAGAUCAAAUCGGUUUUGUUUUGGCUAGACUGUACUAGUAACCUCAGUAGUUCCUGGAAAACAGCUACUCUAGGAUAGGGGGGGUUCCACGGUCCCCCAAAAUUCCUAAAGUCCCCCCCCCCCCGGGCUCACAGGCUACUUACCUGCUGGAUAAAUGUGCAAUACGUAUUUCCUUGUUCAGUUGUCACGUGUCCCUCCCUACCAACACCUUCCAAUGGUACCCGUCAGGGAUGCUCAGGCGCAUCAACAGAAAUCUAUAACACUGUUUGCCAGUUUUCCUGUCAUCCCGGUUUUGUGAGCGUGGGCUCCUCAUCUAGGACAUGUCUUCAGAACGGAAGUUGGAGUGGCCAAGAUUUUGUUUGCCAAGGUAAGAAUAUUAUUAGCGUAUUCGGCAUAAGCUUUCGUUGAAUUAAUCACUCCGGAAAUUUGGCUUCGUUAAUGGACGUUCAUUGUUUUAACAAAGAUUUAAGUAUGCAAGCAACCAAAGGAGCCCGCAUGCAGUCCUAAUCUACAGAUUGCCACCACGCAUUUACGACACGUAUGUAGCCAACAUUCGCUUGGGCUUCUAAACACCCACUAGCCCGCCCUCCCAGCCUAACCUUUGGUUAACUAAUCAGACUAGUUUAAAUUGUUCUCUAUGUGGCCAAACAAUUAGAUACAGGUAUAAACGUUCAAGACAAAUUGGUAUGAUAUGUGAAAGAAACUGUUAUAACGACAUUUUAUGUUAUCAUUUCCAGCACUGAACAUGAUUUCGCUAUUGGAGAAAACUUUAAAAUAUUAGUUUGGUAAAAUGGAUAAAUGAAAAUAAACGAGGUAUAAUAGCGAUGUCGUAUUGUGAACAAAUGUUUAAGUAUGGUUUGGGUGGAGAAGAUUGGCAUAAAUUUGAAAAAGAGGAUUCCUUCGGGCUUUCAAUUGGGUAUUAUUUCGCAGUGCAAAAGAUGACAUUAAGGUUUAAGUAUUACAAGUAAGAAACUAAAAUGUGUUUUCCUUGCAUGUCAGCUAUCAUUUGUCCACCUCUGUCGACCCCACCUAAAGCGCUUCUACUGACUCCUUCCUGUGGGAGUACUUAUGGAUCAAGUUGCCGAUAUUCCUGCCAAAGUGGUUAUACCAGCUUCACCGGAAAAGUCACAAGAACUUGUUUGCUGAACGGUCAAUGGAGUGGAAAUGACAUAAACUGCACAGGUUAUUUAUAACAGAAUGUAAUGCUAGGCAAUUUUGCCUGGAUCAAAGUUCUUAGCUCAACAAAGGACAGUCAAACUAAAGCAACCGCUAAACUAGUUUACUUGGAAGCCCAUGCCAGUUUAAAAACCAUCCUAUUCCAGGAAUGUUUUCCGAUUUCCCACAAUGAAAGGACAGUACAGUUUUCUUAUUUUAUAAUUCAUAGUAUGAUCUCAUUCUUUCGUUAGCUUGUUUGAUGAUUGAUAUGUUGUCAUGGCCUGCUCUAAUAGUAUUUAUUUUAAUUUAGGCAAUUUGUUUCUUCUUUCUUAAGACACUCAACCCCCAGACUUUGGUGCCACAUGCCCGGCAAAACAAUUGACAGCGUAUGCCGAGAGAGAAAUGUUAUCUGCCUUGGUGAACUGGACGCAGCCGCUUGCCACUGACAACUCAGGAGUUUCAAUAACAGUGACGUCAAAUUACCAGUCGCCAACGAGGUUCAGUCAAGGAACUCACGUGAUCACAUACACAGCUGUGGACCAAUCAGGAAACAAAGUCACCUGCACGUUUUCAGUCAUCAUUUUAGGUAGCAAAGACUGUAUCCAAUAAUAUUAAUUAUCUCCGUUUAAUUGUACUUUGCCCGACAGCACAGAGGCCACUGCACUUUCUGAGGUUUAAUCCUCGGGUAUUUCAGACCGCUCGAAGUUAAAACUUUGGAUUUACGUGCUAUAUCUGUGAUUGGAUUAACUGAGGGGCUCUUAUCUUUGAAUAACCGCUUAGUUAACGUUUUGUUUGACUUCCAUUUUGUCUUAUUUUAGGUCUUAAUCAUAUCUAUAACAACAUUCUCAAAUGUGAUUGGCUGUCAACUGUCCUGAUUUCAGCCUUAAUAGGACAGUACGCGUCAUGCCUAAGUAAUUGAAUAGUACGCGCCAUCACGCGCGCGCUUAAAUAACUUUUUCUUCACUGCUAGCAAAAAAAUCUCGGAAUUUCUUGUGUUUUGAUUUUAAAAAAAAGAACCAAAUAUAUCACAAAUUUUGUUAAAGUUAUGAUUAAUUGGUAACAGAACUUCGUGUCGUCCAAUUCGGUCUGUAAUCAUACUCGUGAUUAAACAAAUCGGACUCCCGCUACGCGGUCGUCCGAUUUUGUUAAUCACUUGUAUGAUUACAGACCGAAUUGGACUCCACUCAUUCCUGUUACCAUUACUUAUCAACAGCAAUAAUUAAUAGUGAUAUCCCUUUUGUAUCUUUUAUUGGUCAGUGAUCAACUGCACAUCUCUACGAGUUAGUCCUGGAGGUCCUUUACAAAUGGACAGUUGUGGUGAUCAUUAUGGUUCAAAGUGUAACUUCUCCUGUUCCGUUGGAUACCGUUUGAAUGGGUCUUCAACGGUGACAUGCAAUGCCCCUGGUAACAGCCCUCCGGGAGUCUGGGACAGCCCUAUUCCUGUAUGCCAGGGUACGUUUUCACGGUACAAUAUUCAUGUCGUGCUUUUCAUCUCUAUUUCAAUAUGGAAGCAAUACACACUUGAAAACCACUUAAAACGUUUUCAGGGUAGGAUGCUGAUGUCACGCUUUUCAUCUCUAUUUGAAUAUGGAAGCUCUAGAAGUUCCAUAUUACCCUGCGAGUAGAAAUUGCUUUCCGGCUUUCAAGGCCUUUAGCAUGAACGAAGUUCUUCGAAUGAUAAGCCACGCGAACGACUUCGUAAAACUCGAAGGGUAGCUCGACAUCCACUUAAACUUGAUUUACGUCACCUUUUCCAGUACCCUGUUCGGUUUACUCCAUAAACUAGUGCCCUGUAUAAUGCUUUUUUCAAAAGUAUCAGACGAGUGUUUAACAUUUAUUUCUUCACUAGAAAUUACCUGCCAGUCUCAUCCUGAUCUAAUCAAUGGAGAAAAACGUGGCUGUCUCAACCUAGUUUCCGAACGCUAUAGCGCAAUUUGUAGCUUCUCUUGUAAUGUUGGGUACAAUUUGACCGGCUCGUCAAGGAGACAGUGCCUGGAAAAUGGAACAUGGAGUGGGGUGGCUCCAACUUGUCAAGGUAAAUAUUAGAUGCCACUCUUUCGUAAAAAGUGGAAAGAACACUAAGCUUAGUAUUUAUAAACAUGACUUAUUAAAUUGACUAAAUUAAACGAUGUCAGUGAAGUCUUUGGAAUAAAUUUUUUUCCUUUUUGUUUGUCAGGUUGUGGGGGUGGGGUUCAACCCCGAGUGGAAUUGACAUAAAUGCCUUCUUCCGGGUGUUGUGCCUCAAAUUUUUGACUCAUACAUUCGUAGGAUAUUCAGUUAACGCGUUCAUGUCGAUUCAGAUAUGAAACUUUCCCAGUGAUGGCGGUUGUCAUAGAAGGCAUUCUGAUACUAAAGCAGUGACCGCUAUUUCACGACACUGUACUCACAAAUCGGCUGCACGGCCUUUAGUAGGAAAGGAAAUUGCGGGUCGCAAAUUUAUUAACUGCGAUCCUUUCUCUGUGGGCGCGUUCUUGUUUUCUUAAUAAAGUAAAGCUACGUCGGCCAUUUUGAAGUCGCGCUGGAAGACUGGGACGAUGAUGUGUAAAAUUGCAUUGUGGGACUCUUUUGCGGACUAUUUUUGAUCCAGUUUCCUGCGCAACCGCACAGUAGAAAAAAACUAAAUAAACAAUCCCAUAAUGCAAUUCCACACAACAUCGACCCAGUCUCAAUCUCAAUCUCAAAACGGCCUAUGAAGGAAAUGUUUUUUUUCUUAAAUUACAUAUUGCAGUGGUAAACUGUAGUGCACUCACGCCUCCUGCGAAUGGUACCGUGUCUCCACGUUCGUGUUUAUCAAGAAGCACUUACGGCCAAACCUGUAGUAUAUCCUGCAAUACUCCAGGCUACGUUCUUGAGGGCACUUCUGCAAGGGUAUGUGACAAGAACGGAGACUGGACUGGGAACAAGGACACGUUUUGUCGAGGUAUCGAGUACUUUCUCCUUCAAGUGUUACACUAUAAAAACUUGCCUAUAUUUAUUUUGCCAUUAUUUAUCUCUAUAGUAGGUGAGGUUAAAAAUUGAUGUUCGUAAAACAUUUAUAGAAUCAAAAGGGACCCAUCCCAUCUAAUCAAAAUAUCUACAGACAACUAAACACAGUUUUUCUGUUGCAUUGACUCAAAUAAAUUAAGAAGAAGUAAAAGACAUAACAACAAAGGGAAUGAGAACAUAAAUUUCGUUUAAAAUUGUCCAUGCGCAUCCUUCUCCUUUUAUCUUAUUAUUAUAGUUACAUUUAACAAGGUCCUUGUCGAAACAAAAUCUGGUUGUUUUCAGACAAUACGCCUCCUUCUUUCAAAGGCAGUUGUCCAAGAAACAUAGUGGUUUCCGUUCCUAAAUGUUCGUCCAGUACUGUGGUCUCGUGGAAUGAACCAAUAGCAAGCGAUAACUCUGGUCACAUGACUUUAAGCUACCCAGCAGUGCGUCCUCCAGCCAAUCUAAGUAUUGGUCUGCACUAUGUUCACUAUUCUGCAGCAGACGCCGAGGGAAACAGAGCGAACUGCAGCUUUGUGGUGCAAGUCAUAAGUAAAUAUACCUAUCAAUAAAGCCAUUUAUAUAAAUUAUUGAGAUGUAGUUGCUUAACUUGCUUAUGACUCCUGUUUUACGCACAAAAAAGCACGCCGCUCACACUGCUCCAUCAUGGAUGGAAAGAUAAAUUUUCCUACAGCGGGUCACUGGCACGCUCAAACAAAAUAUUUAAAAAUUUCAUAGUGUGUAAGUGAUCGCCUGGCAACAGCAAUAUCACCUUUUGGGAAAUGUGGGAAGGGAAGACAGGGAGGCGAGAUAUCGGAGAAUAUGGGCAGAGGGGAUAAGAGAAGGGAGAGAGGAAAAAGCGGGAGGGGAUAAAUUACUCUACAAUCCUUAGUAUUUUGUAAUCUAUAAACGAGGGCAAUAGGGAGGAAGGCAAGAAUAAAGGGGUAGGAGCUGGGAAUGUAAGGUACGAGAAGCGGGAGGUUUGGAUCCCCCUGCCCACCCCUCCCCCACUAAAAUGAAUUUCAUUGAGGCAUUGUACCAAUCUCAUACUUUUCUCCUUAUAUAUGCCAACAGGACUUAAGUGUUCGAUCUUCUUAAGACAUAGUGAUUGAUGGAGCGUCUUUAUAAAGUUCAAACUUCGUCAAAGAUCCCUUAAUGAAACACUUAAAAAGGCUGCGCUAAGGAACCUUAUACAACACUCAGUCUACAUCUUAUCAUUUCUCUCUGGACGAUGUUAGGUUCCAUGUCUUUGCCACAUACAUCAGGAAAGUACCUGCUACAUGCGUAAGUAAGUUAUAUGUUUAAAGUAUUUUGUUUUUUUUUUCCGAAGAAAGGUCGUGCCCGGUCCUUCAACCCCCAGUCUAUGGCACCAUAACGUCUCUUUCAUGUGGAUCCGCCUACGGUUCUCAGGCUAACAUCGCUUGUAACGAGGGACAUCGACUGGUUGGGUCACGAGUGCGGUCAUGUGAAGCAAAUGGGACAUGGUCAGGCAAUAUAACUACUUGCAAAAGUAAGAAAACACGGCAUAUGACCUAUAACAAUCUCUCCUCGUGGCGCGCGGGGUGUGAUGGGAAGGUGGGAAGCGAAGGAGAGACUCUUCGCCUCUUCUCCCUUCCCAUCACCCCCUGCUCCCGUCGCGUGCGUCACGCGUAGACGACUGGGGAUGAGUCAGACACAGCAUAUCCUUUUGCUAUAAAAGCAACUCAUGCUUUACUUUGACAACUGAUAAUGGUUCCGAUCAGCUUUGAGCCCAAUUCAUUAGUUGAUGCAUUAUUUUACGCUGACGAUAAGGCGCCGUGACGCAAGUUGAUCUUUUUGUAUAGGCAUUUGAACAGAAGCAACAAUUAUUAUUAUUAUUUUUUUGGAUUGUCAGUGAGUAUUCCAGGUGUUGAGACGAAUCAUCACAAAAAGUUGUUUACCAGCCUAUCUCCUCCUAGCCUCGCUGAGAGCUGGUAGACAGAUCUAAAAAAGCCAGUUACAAUUAAAUUUCUGAUUGUAUUCCUGAAACUGAGGCUCUCUUCCUGCUUGUCCAUGUUAUAUUCUCGCUCUUCCAUCUUUUUUUUCGUACAGAAACUAAAAUUAAUGAAUAAAAUAAAGAAAUACUUUUUUCUUUAGUUAGUUAGCUUCUUUCGUGGUACAAUAAACGGCCAAAUAAACGCCAAACAGCCUGGUAAUGUUGUAUACAGUGAUUGAAAAUUAUUUCUUGGAAUUAUUUUUUAUUCAGUUGUUAAGUGCCCAUCCAUCAAAGCUCUCGACAACGGAAAAAUCAGCCCCGCUCCCUGCACUCGUUCUGGGGGAGUAAGUUAUAAGACACAGUGUUUUCUACAAUGUGAUGUCUCAAAUGGUUAUGGACUUGAUGGUCCCACGCAAGUAUCUUGCCUGGCAAAUGGCUCCUGGAGUGGAAACAUUAGCAAUAUUACCUGUAAAGGUAGGUACCAAAACAUACUGUUGAACUAAAAUUGCAUUUCCUUAAGGUGGCUGAACACAGUUUUGUGGGCGGUCAGCGGUAACUAGCGUGAAGGCCCGUGUUUUAAAUUAGACAAACAAACAUGGCGGCCAAAAAGCAAUGGUACACAGAAGACGAUUUCUCAAAUCUACACAUUAAAAUUUUGUGAUAUUUGGCAGAGUUUUUACUUUUAUUGUAUUUUAAAUAAUGAGAACUUUAAAAUGGAAGUUGAACAGACGAAUUUUGUGACACAUUUAAUAAUUACAGUACCAUUAUAUUAUUGAUUAUCUAAAAUCCCGUCUGUUAAAAUUUGGUCAAAUAAGUUUCAAAUGGUAAUGAUUAAUUAUAGUAAGCGGUGUGCAAGUUUAUAGGAAAAUCUAAUGAGCGAAUUUUAUGUAAACUGAGGAAAAGUGGAAUUUUAAGGCUGUAUUCAAUCGUUUAUGUUGCCAUGGAAACUACAAAAACGUCAAAUUUUACCUGUCAAUCAAAACUUUUUAUCAGUGUAUUUUUCACUUGCAAAGUUUCAGCUUGUGAGCUGCAGCCUUUCGCCUGCCAUGAUUUGGCAAAGGACACAUACUCAUGAAUUGCCAAAACGGUGUUCAGACACCUUAAAUGUCGAGUCUUGGAGUUCCUCCUUUGCUUUACUGCUUGAUCCUCAAAUUGUACUGGCACUAACUACUUAAUGACAUACACUUGAGCAAACCUGUUUACCCAGUCUUUGAAAAUAACUAUGUAUUUUUGAUUUAAUUUCUAACCACAGAUAUUCAACCUCCCAGCAUUCAAUGCCCACCUAACAUGGAGACUCCCACAGUCGCUGAGAAAUCAUACGCAAUAGUCACGUGGCAGGUUCCAGUCCCUACCGACAACUCUAAAGGAUUCUUGAAUCUUAGUGGCGUACUUCCUCCACAGCGGAUGAAUGUUGGCACAAACGUAAUCAGAUACGAUGUCACUGAUCUAGAAGGGCUAAAACGGGACUGUCAUUUCUCCAUUCUAGUUAAAGGUGAAAUUAGUUAAACAGAUUUUGUGCCUGUUAGAUCAAAUUUGUGUCACCACUGAAGACUACUGGUGCUGUUGCUUUCUUUUGUUCACACUUUGGAAACUAUACUUGUAUGAAAAAGUUAUCUCAAUAAAGAUCAUCAUAAUUUUUUGUUUUUUUCGUGGUGUAAGGCCGGGGCUAUAAUAGAUGAAGUUAAAACCAGGCCUGUGGUCUGGGGUCUGGGGGAGGGUUAUAAGGGUCCAAACCCUUUUAAGCAUAUAAAGGUUUGACGGGAAUAUUUUUUUCUCAAAAUGAUCACCAACUUUCAUCUUGUAGCUUAACAAUGAAACUUGCGUUGCGCGUUGCCUCUCACAAGACGUGAUGAAAUCUGGACAAAAUUGUUUUUCAAAAACACUUUACGCAAAAGACUGGGUACUAAACGAAUGCACGUCACAUGUCCUGCACGACAACAAGGGUCUACGUAAAGAAACCCCAAUAUGGCAGACGUCACGUCAUGUGAAAACGUAACUUCAUGUUUGAUUAGCAAAAUUUUCUGGCUCCACCCUUUGGGUUUCCACCGCAGUGGUGAGUCGUUAAGAGUUGAUUAUAUUGUCCAAACGUCAUAUAUUUUCAUGAACAGAUCUUGAGCCGCCCAAGAUUGAUCCCUGUCCUGGUGAUACCAAGAUUAUAUCAACAGCCAGAUGGCACAAGCUCGUCCUGCCGUCAGUUAAUGUCACAGAUAACGUGGGUGUGGAGCUUUUCUCAACAAAUAUUCAAAAUGGAAGUGAGAUGACCUGGGGAGAGUAUAACGUUACUUACAAGGCAUUAGACAGGGCAGGAAAUGCUGCGUACUGUAGAUUCCUUUUCACUAUAGCUGGUAGGUUAUGCCUUUUUCAGUAAGUUUUAAGGGGUUGGAUCGAUUUGAAGGCUAUAGAUCAGGUGGGAUGGGGAGGGGGUUGAUAUUCGGAGAAAAUCCGGCUAUGUGUUUUUGGAUAACCUUGUUUCUAUUUUUAACCAAAGUAUAUAACUUUUCCUUCCCGGCCUCGUUUCAAACCUGCACUGAAUCCCAUAACUACUCUAAAUCUGACCUUAACAGCUCGUACACUCUGAUACAUGAUUCCACCUAUACUCGGCUUGCAAAUGAUUUGAAUUGCGUCCACAUUUAAGAAGUUCUUUAGUUAAUAAUGUGGCGUCUCUUAUGAACUCUGCUUGGCCAAUUGUACACGUCGGUUCCCGUCCAGAGGGACGAGUCUUAUCCCGUUUAAUAUAAAAACAACGUAAGUGCACUAAGGCUAACGCUAAAUAAGCUUACUUUUUGGCGCCUCACAUCUACAUAUAUAGCUCACUCGAAAGAGAGAACAGUUAAGCCACAACACUAGACUGCGAGCAGUCUCUAUUUUUCUUCAGAUUUGGUGAGAGCAAUGCACGCGCGCGGGAGCGACGCGCGAACCCGUCUCGCGUCAUCAGUCACGCGCAUGGCCAUUUGAGUGUCUCGCGUUUUGCUCGACGGACUACAGAAAAAAGAGAGACUGCUCGUAGUCUACCAUAACACUUUUCUCUAAAACUAACGAAUGGUAUCAGUCAUAUCAUUAAUCAAUAAUUAUCAUUAUUUAUUAUCAAGAUUCACCAUGUGAAGAGCUUGCGCCGCCUCUGAAUGGAGCCAAAGCGUGUGAAACGUGGAUGGCUGGGAUUAUGUGCACGGUGCAUUGUAAUAACGGAUAUGGAUUUGCGAACCAUCCAGAUCCCGUAUAUUUCUGUGGUCCUACUACUGGAGAAUGGAUUCAUGAAGGGAACAGCAAAGGAAAAAAACCAUCCCUUCCUGAUUGCUCAAGUAAGGAAAUGCAAUACGAGAGUCAACUUUCUUUAAUUUAAGAUGGACUUGACCGUUGUGAUCGGAGACUGGACAACAGCAGGGACCAACUUUAGGGGUACUUACCAUUUACACAGGGGAAACCGGAAAUUCCAAAUUCGUUGAAAAAUCUACUUGUGCGCGCCAUUCCGCGCCAUUUUUUGGUCGUUUCUUGCCUUGUAAGGACAAAAAAGAUCAACGUGAAGCAAUAUCACCCUGCAACUUUAGUCUUAUCGCAAAACUGAUAGGCUUAAAACCUACAAAAAUUAAGGACCCUAGCUUAAAGGGAACCUCCACUUCAACAAAAAGAUAACUUUAAAUCACAGGAAAUAACUGUUACAGUCAAGUCAAUCCAAAAUAUUUUUAAAGAAAGCGUUUGUAUCCGAAAGAAAUAACUUUUAGAUUCGCCUAUUUUUGUUUUCAAAUUUUGCGAACGUCGAAUAAUUGAAUAAUUGUGAAGUGUUACGGUUGCCCUAUUGUUAUUAAACAAAAGCUCUUUGUGUCAGAACAAUAGAGCAACCGUAACACGUCACAAUUAUUCAAGAUGGCGGCGCCCGCGAAAUUUGAAAGUGAAAAUAAACGAUUUUAAAAUUCACUUUUCCUGAUAUAAACACUUCUUUUUAAGGACAAAUUUCGAACAAAUUUGUUUGUCAACAUAAUUUUAUUCGAUUUAAACUUAUUCUGUAGUAAGAGUGGAGGUUCCCUUUAAACGUGGUAUUUGCUUUCCAUAAAGGUGCCUACGUUACAGGUAAGCAAUUAACAUCUGAAUACCGUUUACUCAACGAGGGUAACCAAAGACAUUCGAAUAGUUCUCGUUAUUGAUUAGCUAACGCAUGUCUUUGUUGGGAAGGAGACUUGACAUAUUCUGAUUGGACGGUUAGUGGUCACUGUGGUGCCCCACCUCAUCGUAACCUAGUAAUUUUUUUGAUUCUUUUUCUUCAUAAUAGAGACACACAUACCCAAAAGUGCUUUGGUGAACGGUCAGUACCACUAUCUCACUGACAGUUGCGGCGGAGAAACAAUGAGGGAAGAGAUCGCAAGGAACUUCAUAGAACUUUUAAAGAAAUCACCGUUUGGUCAAGCUGGAGCUUGUAGUGACGUCUCUCAGUGUAAUAUUCAAAACGUCGAGGUCGAAUGUGGCGUUACAACUCGUCGAAAAAGAGAUACGACUAGUAACCAGAAUACGGGGACAAUUCCUUUGACUGUUAGCUUUUCGUUACAAAUUCCAUUAUCUGGCGAUCUCAACACAUCUGUGGAUAUAAACCAGACAUCCGUCCAAAUUUCGAAGGAAGUACUAACUGUUCUGAGCAAAGUCGAUAUGACUUUGAAUGUCAGUGGAAUGGUUAUACGUACAGAUCCUUCAAAACCUCCACAAUUUCAGCUCUCUCGUCUGGUUUGUGAAGAGGGGCAAGUACAGAGUGGAGUGAUGUGUGGUAAGGGCAUCAUGGUCCAAAUGAUAAGUCUUUUUUGAUUCAGUUACUUCGGCGGCUGUUGAGUUCUUUACUAUCUUUCAGCCGCCAGUGGCUCAUAUUUGACGCCUCAUGCAAAAUAUUUUCGACAUACAGUCAACUCUCGCCUUGCGGACACCCCGCUAUAACGGACACCCCGAUAAUACGGACAGCAGCUAAAUCCCCGGAAAAAACAAGUUGCAGACGUUUGACUGAAAUAAACUCCCGCUAUUACGGACUCUCGCUAAUGAGGACACCACCUCGAGGUCCCUACAGUGUCCGCUAUAAAAGGAGUUGACUGUAUCCCAAAUUUUUGUCCCUAGACUUCCCAAGAAAAUGUUAUCGAGAACUCCAAACUGGGAAGUGAUUCUGUCAAUAUAAUCGGUCCACAGUUACAAGUAAUUAAAGUUUUCCUAACGAAAAGACGGAAGGAACCACAUACUUUGACUUUAAUAAUAAGGCAGGGAUUCUUGACGAUGCUUAGUGACCCAUAACAAACUUCAAGUAAACUUUUAUUUUCUAGGAGAUACAUGUAGGAAGCGCCUAGUUAGCUAGCAUCGAGUGUGUGUCGCUAUGUUUUAUGGUUGAAGUAAGUAAAAAUGACUGAUAUUGACUUUUUUUAUCUAGUUAACUGUCCUAUUGGAUACUUUUUCGAUGGCACAAGCUGUCAAGCAUGCGCAGUAAACCAAUAUCAGGAUCAAGAGGCCCAGAAUUCCUGUAAAUCAUGUCCCGCUGGAACAUCAACUUCCGGUCAGCUCGCAUCAAAGAAAUUGCAAGACUGCCAAGGUGGGAUU
Porites lobata is the source of this 19695-nucleotide messenger RNA. The record is from the annotation of a GenBank genome assembly. Lineage: Eukaryota; Metazoa; Cnidaria; Anthozoa; Scleractinia; Poritidae.